AGAAGAAGAAGAAGAAGAAGAAGAAGUUGGUCUUCUUUGCAGCUUGUCCGUUGGUUGUCCAGGAUGAAUAAAGAGAUCUAAUUUAACUGCUUCUAGAAUUUAGAAUUUUUUUUUUUUUUUAAUGACAAUUAUCUUUUUGGUAUUAAAGGAAAGGAAAAAUUCUGUUGUGUGCUCUUGGCAAUUAGAAUGUGAUCUCCUUAAUGAUGCUAUAGGAUUUUAUGUACAAUUUAAGAGUUAAUAGGGUCACAUUUAUAGCCUCUUUUGAAAUGAUUGCUAAUGUUAAGGACAACCAUUUCUGAAGUAGCUGGACAAGGUUGAAAUUAUAGGAAGAAGAGUCUGCUUCAUUUUUCGAAAAGACUACCACUAACAAAUAGAGAAAAGAUAAAUCUUUGAAUGUGAUCAUUUAGGGGACAAUCCUGCUAAAUGGACAUAAUAUCCCAAUUACAAGAACAAGUCAAUACAAUUGCUGCUCUUGCCUUCAAUACAUUUGGGACACUACAAAGGGAUGCCCCUCCUGUCCGGCUCUCUCCAAAUUACCCGGAGCCACCUGCGGUUCCCUCAGAAGAUGCAGCAAAGUUUGCAGAACAGCCCAAGCUCAUGAGUGCUGCUCUGGUGAAGGCUGCUAAGCAGUUUGAUGCAUUAGUAGCAGCACUUCCAUUAUCUGAUGGAGGUGAAGAAGCACAGCUGAAAAGGAUUGCGGAAUUGCAGGCUGAAAAUGAUUCUGUGGGCCAAGAACUUCAGAGGCAACUUGAAGCUGCAGAGAAGGAAUUGAGACAGGUCCAGGAAUUGUUCAGCCAAGCAGCAGAUAAUUGCCUCAACUUGAAGAAACCAGACUGAAGACAAUAUGGCAGCGGCUCAUCUUUUGCAUUUCCAUGUAAUUUGAUUAAUUGUUCUCUGAGAAUAUACCAGCUGUAAUUUCUUUUCCUAAUUCAAUCAUAUUUCAUGAAUUUAAUCCUAGGGGAACAGACACUAACCAUGGAGUUGCCUUUCGUCUUUUCAGCAAAAGAGUCAUUGUUUGGUCUAGUUUUGCCACGAGGCCGCUUGAAAAUCAUUAGCUUGAAUAAUCGCUCUCUUCUGCUUUUUAGUCUGAAAAAAGAUGUAAAUGAUGCGGAUACGUACCUUUGUAUUUUUUAAUUGUUAUGAUUAACCCAAAAUACGUUGCUUUUA
Ziziphus jujuba (common jujube) is the source of this 1167-nucleotide messenger RNA. Its product is annotated as mediator of RNA polymerase II transcription subunit 21. Gene Ontology annotation, molecular function: transcription coregulator activity. Gene Ontology annotation, biological process: regulation of transcription by RNA polymerase II. The transcript is spliced from 5 exons. The record is from RefSeq and is a predicted model, not a curated record. Gene Ontology annotation, cellular component: mediator complex. NCBI's taxonomy places the organism in Eukaryota, Viridiplantae, Streptophyta, Magnoliopsida, Rosales, Rhamnaceae. The coding region runs from base 424 to 837 and encodes 137 amino acids.